Messenger RNA from Emiliania huxleyi CCMP1516, 830 nucleotides. RefSeq lists its product as hypothetical. Bases 1 to 606 code for a protein of 201 amino acids. Gene Ontology annotation, biological process: GMP salvage; hypoxanthine metabolic process; purine ribonucleoside salvage. The record is from RefSeq and is a predicted model, not a curated record. Gene Ontology annotation, molecular function: magnesium ion binding; hypoxanthine phosphoribosyltransferase activity. NCBI's taxonomy places the organism in Eukaryota, Haptophyta, Isochrysidales, Noelaerhabdaceae. The transcript has 3 exons.
AUGUGCAAGCUGAGCGAAGAGAGGCCCGACUCGCCACUCGCCAAGCCGUGGCCCGACCCGGCCGUCAUCGACCGAGUCCUCUUCAGCCGCGUCGAGAUUGCGGCGGCCUGCCAGCGUCUGGCCGGGCAGAUCAACGCCCUCUAUGCUGGCGUGACCGAGGGCACCUUCACGGUGGUCGGCCUCCUCACCGGCUGCUUCAUGUUCUACAGCGACCUCGUGCGCAAUCUGACGGUGCCUCACACUGCCGACUUCAUCGCGUGCUCAAGCUACGGGUUGGACACAGUCUCGGCGGGCAACGUGCAGAUCAAAAAGGACACCAACACGUCGCUCGCGGGCAAGCACGUGCUGCUGGUGGACGAGAUGUGCGACAGCGGCCAGACCAUGGCGAGCCUGGUCCAGCUCAUGCGCGACCGCGGCGCCCUCUCCGUGCGCUCCUGCGUCAUGUUUGACAAGCCUGCACGCCGCGCCUCCGACCUCUCGCCCGACCUGGUCGGCCUCGUCUGCCCCGACGAGUUUGUGGUUGGCUACGGCAUGGACUGGGCGAACCGCUUCCGAUCGCUGCCCGACGUGUGCGUCGUGCGGCGAGAGGCGUACGCGGGCAAGUAGCGAGCACUCGGCACAGGCGCGGAGCAUGACGUACGAUACGCCGCCGGUUUAGUUGUUCUCCUCCCUCGCCUGCACUCGUCCGCGGAGCACUCGUCGAUAUCCAUGCGAAUGUGCGAUUUCGGGCUGGUGGGCUGAACGCAGGCCCUGCUGCGACGCGACUGGCAAAGUGGCAUAUGUUGCUGGCAUGUUGUUGUCCAAUGCUUUGACCUUUUGGGUAUAUUCGG